Odontomachus brunneus is the source of this 1845-nucleotide messenger RNA. It is a transcript of the gene wmd, whose product is annotated as serine-threonine kinase receptor-associated protein. Gene Ontology annotation, molecular function: protein binding; RNA binding. Gene Ontology annotation, cellular component: SMN complex. NCBI's taxonomy places the organism in Eukaryota, Metazoa, Arthropoda, Insecta, Hymenoptera, Formicidae. Gene Ontology annotation, biological process: spliceosomal snRNP assembly. Bases 198 to 1187 code for a protein of 329 amino acids. The record is from RefSeq and is a predicted model, not a curated record. The transcript is spliced from 5 exons.
GCGCCACGGACGUUAGUCGUGUGUCGGACGUGCGGUGUGACAGAUCGACAGAGAGCGCAGCGUACGCGCAGGCACAGUUUGGCAGUCAUCGCGACAGCAGUUUUGAGGGACCUUGUCACCGUGGUCCGCUCUCGUUAUCAGCGUAUUCAACAUCCUGACGCGUCAGCGAGCAACGCCGAGAGGGCAACGCAAUCGGCAUGGCCAAUUUGAGACAAACACCGUUGACGUGCAGCGGUCACACGAGACCCGUGGUGCAUCUCGCCUUCUCAGACGUUACCGAGACCGGUUAUUACGUGAUCUCUGCGUGCAAAGAUGGCAAUCCUAUGUUACGACAAGGUGAUACUGGAGAUUGGAUCGGUACAUUUGAAGGGCACAAGGGAGCAGUUUGGGGUGUAGCAUUAAAUCCACAAGCUACACGUGCUGCAACAGGAGCAGCUGAUUUCAAUGCUAAAGUUUGGGAUGCAAUCAAGGGGGAAGAAGUACAUUCUUUUCAACACAAACAUAUAGUUAAGUCUGUCAAUUUCAGUACCGACUCCAAUCAUCUAUGUACGGGCUCCAAUGAGAAGAUAGUGCGCAUUUACGAUCUUAAUAAACCAGAAGAAGCUCCACAAAUCUUCUCAGGUCACACGAGUGGUAUUAGGCAUGUCGCUUUCUUCGACAACAACUCUACUUUAGUCUCUUGCGCGGAUGAUAAGACAUUGAGGGUAUGGGACAGAAAUAGCGGGCAAGAAGUGAAGAGACUAGACUUCCCUGCGACUCCAAGUUCUAUGGAGGUAUCCAAGGACGGAACAAUUAUCACCACCUCUCAUUCUAACAUCGUCACCUUCUGGAAUACCAAGGAAUUAACAAAGAUAAAAGAGUUCACGGUGCCCACACAAGUGAACAGCGCCAGUCUGCAUCAGGACUGCAGCAUCUUCGUGUGUGGCGGAGAAGACUUCAAGAUAUACAAGUUCGACUAUAACACUGGCGAAAUAGAGUCGUUCAAAGGACACUUCGGACCUGUCCAUUGCGUACGCUUCUCCCCGGACGGUGAACUGUACGCGAGCGGAUCAGAAGAUGGUACGCUGAGACUAUGGCAGACCACGGUCGGCAAGACCUAUGGGCUGUGGCGUUGUGUCGAGCAGACGCCCGCGAUACAAGAGAACGCCGCUGUGAUUAACAAUAAGCAAGAGGUGCCUGCCAACUAAAAAUCUCACAGCGAAGCAAGCAAGAAGCUUAUCAGACAUACCAUGUGCGCGGACGCGUUCCCUAUCUAAUGAUCGUCCGAAUGACACACAGAGACAUGUCUCUUGGACCAAAAUCGAAGAAUGAACGGGCAAACGGAACACCCGUGUCGCGGACACACUCCCUAUUUUACGGGCCAUUUUUAAUCAUUGGUGGAAAUCCUUGUAAAUAAUACAAACGGAUCCCACUGGAGCCUACUGGGGAAAGUUUACUCGCCUCCGUCGUGUCAUACAUAUAUAUAUACAUAUAUAAUAUAUACAUAUAUAAUAUAUACAUAUAUAUAUAUACAUAUAUAUAUAAUAUAUACAUAUAUAUAAUAUAUACAUAUAUAUAAUAUAUACAUAUAUAUAUAUACAUAUAUAUACAUAUAUAAAUUCCAAGUAAGACUAAAAGGAAGCGAGAGAACCAAGUAACACGCUCUUUUCUCGUAGAGAAUGCGCCGUCCGAGCGUAGAAGCGCGACGGACACGAUCGCUAUUUAUAUUUGCGACGAAGAAAAGAGAGAGUAAAACGGAGAAGAAAAAGAAAUAUUAACAUUUAUUAACAUUAUACAUUGUCAUUAUUAUAAUACAAAAUUAAGGUAGAGGUGUAACGUGAGAAAGAAAGACGAGUUUGGAACGAA